AUGAUACAGUUACUGCAGACUCGUGGCGGAGGAUAGAACACCAGUCGCUCUGUUUGAAGUCAGUAAGAUGAAAUCUAUUUUCAUUUUCUUGUCCGUUUCAAUUCUUGAGUUGUUGGCCGUGAAGAGAAGUGCUGAAGCUUUUUGGCACAAGCAAAAUACCUCUCCAGUUUGUUUCGGCGCCAAGAACAACCAAUUUGGCAGUUUUACGGCUAAAACUGGUUCUAAAAGGCUGGCUGCCGUAAAGCUGGUUCACCUGUACGGUUAUGUCACGUGUAACACACGAAAAGUCUCCUAUUGGUCUUACUGGGGCUGUGGCUCGAAUGCCUUGGUACGGGAAUCGGUUAAUGUUGUCAUAACAACCUCGACUGACCAAAUCAUUUUGCCACCAAGCCAGCUCAUUGUACGUGAUAAUGCUAAGUGGUCCAAAAUUCCUACAUAUAACUCAUUAUCUCCAGAGUUGAUAUUGUCGUCUCUCAACCCCACUCCCGUUGCCUUGAACCAACAGUUACGCUUGUGGUAUGGCGAGGAUCUAAUGAACUCCACCGAAGGAGAUAAUGAUGGCACUGUAUGCGUUGAAGUUUAUGCACUUUUCGUCUGAGCUUUGGCCGAGAUGAAGUCGAUCAUAGCAACACUUUUCAUCAGUUUCUGGCUAAGGG
This is a messenger RNA of Pocillopora damicornis (cauliflower coral), 656 nucleotides long. RefSeq lists its product as uncharacterized. The record is from RefSeq and is a predicted model, not a curated record. Lineage: Eukaryota; Metazoa; Cnidaria; Anthozoa; Scleractinia; Pocilloporidae.